This is a messenger RNA of Microdochium trichocladiopsis, 762 nucleotides long. RefSeq lists its product as uncharacterized. Gene Ontology annotation, molecular function: acyltransferase activity, transferring groups other than amino-acyl groups. NCBI's taxonomy places the organism in Eukaryota, Fungi, Ascomycota, Sordariomycetes, Xylariales, Microdochiaceae. The annotation marks the transcript as partial. The transcript has a single exon. The record is from RefSeq and is a predicted model, not a curated record.
AUUGCCAAUGCCUUUGGCCGCCAGACCCGUGAUGCCCUGUGGCGCGGCAUGAACCCUAGCUGGGACACACCCGCCGGCGCAAGGGCCAGCGCGGAGCGCACUCUCCAGCGGUGGAAGAGCAUCACCACGGACAAGGACGGCCAGCGAAACACGAUAUACCUCAUCGCCACCAUCCCCACGACGCCGGAUGCUGCUGCUGCUGCCAGCGCCCAUGUACCAGACGGUGAAAAUGAGGCCAGGACCAUUGUCGGCAUCGCCAUUUGGGCGCAGAUCUCGGAAGUCCCCGGCUACGGCGACCCGGUGCACCCGGACAUCCGGGACGCCGAUGGCAAAGGGUACAACCUGGCCGCCGAGCUGUACCCAGACGACAAGCGGGAGCAGCGGUACAUCGCGCAGGCCAUUGCGUCCCUGGUGAAGCGGCGCAAGGAGGUCAUCCGCGAGAAGGCCGCUGCUUUUGAGAAUCGGACGCUCCUAGAAGGGGAGAAGCCCGCAAACUUCCACCUGGACCUGUGUGUUGUCGAUCCGGUGUGGCAGCGGCGCGGCAUCGCGCAGAAGCUGGUGGGCUGGGGCCUCGCCGAGGCCAGGAGGAGAGGCGGGCUCGAGUGCAGCACUGAGGCCAGCGACAUGGGCCGCGGGGCCUACAUGAAGCUCGGGUUCAAGCCAGAGGGGGAUGAGCCGAAGGACAUUGUGUUUGAGGUCGAUGAGGAGUUCAAGAACGAAGGGAGGGCAUCUUUGCCACCAAACUUGUUUCUGAGAACGGGA